Frieseomelitta varia is the source of this 753-nucleotide messenger RNA. Its product is annotated as peptidyl-prolyl cis-trans isomerase-like 3. Gene Ontology annotation, cellular component: catalytic step 2 spliceosome. The record is from RefSeq and is a predicted model, not a curated record. Lineage: Eukaryota; Metazoa; Arthropoda; Insecta; Hymenoptera; Apidae. Gene Ontology annotation, biological process: protein folding; protein peptidyl-prolyl isomerization. The coding region runs from base 148 to 633 and encodes 161 amino acids. Gene Ontology annotation, molecular function: peptidyl-prolyl cis-trans isomerase activity. The transcript has 4 exons.
AGCUCUAUGAAAUUCAAGAUGGCCGACUUUACGUCUACGUAUACAUGUGCGUUUGCCUUUUUUUUUAUUUGUUGAAGCGCAAUAGAUGCACAGAGUAACAAACGAUAUGUUUCCUCUGUCUUGUAUUAAUGGACAACUCUGUCAAAGAUGAGCGUCACUUUGCACACUGACGUUGGGGACAUAAAGAUAGAAUUGUUCUGCGAGUUGUGCCCAAAAACGUGCGAGAACUUUCUUGCCCUGUGUGCUAGCAAUUACUAUGACAACUGCCUGUUUCAUAGAAAUAUAAAAGGUUUCAUCGUGCAAACUGGAGAUCCUACGCACACCGGCAAAGGUGGAACAUCAAUAUGGAAUCGCAAAUUUGAAGAUGAAUUUAAGGAAGAAUUGAAACACAACGCGAGAGGAUUGGUCUCCAUGGCCAAUAAUGGCCCAAAUAUGAAUGGGAGUCAGUUUUUCAUGACGUACGGUCCUCAGCCACACUUGGAUUUGAAGUACACUUUAUUUGGAAAGGUAAUAGAUGGUUUGGAAACUCUUGAACAAUUGGAGAAAUUGCCGGUAAAUCCUAAAAAUUACAGGCCUCUUACAGAAACUCGAAUAAAUAGUGUAACUAUACAUGCCAAUCCAUUAGCAGGAUAGAUGCAAAUGUAGGUAGAUGUAAAUAGGCAGUUCAAUCUUUUAAAAUCUCUUAAGCUUGCGAAUCAUGUUUAUUUGUGUAUCCUGGAAUGGUAUUUUAUAAAUAUAUUUCAGUAACAGAGA